Molecule: messenger RNA, 228 nt
Organism: Penicillium cosmopolitanum
Lineage: Eukaryota; Fungi; Ascomycota; Eurotiomycetes; Eurotiales; Aspergillaceae
Exons: 1
Coding region: 1-228 (75 amino acids)
Biological process (GO): phosphorelay signal transduction system
Source: RefSeq, a predicted model, not a curated record
AUGGAUGGCUUCCAAGCAUCACGGGAAAUUAGACGUAUAGAAAAGGAAUUUCGUGCCGGGUUGUCCGAAUCAGCCCAAAACGCGCUUUCACCCACAGUAAUCGCUGCAUUGACCGGGCUUGAUAGCGCCGGUGCGCAGAAGGAGGCUUUGGGGUCGGGCAUUAACACUUUCCUGGUCAAGCCCCUUAAGCGGAAGGAAUUGCAAGCUGUCCUGCGCUGCCAAAUUUAG